GAUGGCGCCUUGCUCACGUGACAGCUAGCUGAAAUAGUCUGGUGCACUGCUUGACGAAGAAAUGAUCAUAUCGUAAUACGUUACAUGGAAGUAAGAAAGACUUCAGCUGUGUUACCACGAUGAGAAAGAAAUCACAACGAUUGUUCACUUAACUGUCAAGCUUUUCACAGAACAACAGGAUUUCUAAUCAAUUGCAAACUCUGUUGCUCAAGGUCACUAUCUGGCUAAUCAAUUACUCUUUCAAACACUUAUCACCACCUGAUGCAUUCACUGGGGCACUUCAAAGACGCCUAAGGAUGGGCAACCGAAUCGCACAUCAGCAUGUGCCGCAGUCCCGUGGAAGACAACCACUUGACGCUAGAGGUUCAAAACCUUUGCAUUAUUCAACACGUUCAACAAAAAAGUACUUGCAACCUCCUUCAGAUACCAUCAAUGAGUAUCUACAGUCUCGGUCUCAACAGUAUCAGACUACUCAAACAGACUUAGACUCUCCAUUUGAACCGUUAGGUUAUCGAGAAGCCUAUGAACACUUACGUGAGCUUGCGGAAAAACGGAUGCGCAAAAACCAUAAAACAACGGAUGCCCACGCAAACACCGCUUACGGCAUAGUUUAUCCCACAUGUGAGAAUUCGCGCACAGUCAAUAGGCCUGUAAAGCGGACGAUACCUGCAGGAUGUGGUCCUCCCCACCAACAGGACCCAUGUCUGUGCACCACCAACGGUCUUGGCGAUAACGCCUCUCGUAGAGCUGGAGAUUCUUGUGUAUCCGAUUCAGAUGACGCGACAAUACAGAUUGAAGAAGAUAACCUGACGACUAAACCGCCGACAGUGAGUCGUCUCACAUCGUCUUUUGAUUUUAUUCCGCAAACCGGAGAUGUUCGUAGUGUGUCGAUGACUUCGACCACAUCUGGAGAAUAUUACAAUCCAAAUGUUUCAGGGGCACGAAAGCAUCGAAGUGCCUGCAGAAACGAUGAUAAGCUGCAUCAAUCCGCUACAAUUGCGCGCAAUCUGCGUACUGUUGGAAGUCCGUUACCCAGGCUCAAGCAACAUGACAAAACAGGAAUAACAGAGAACAGCCUUGCUACCUUAUCAGUUGGGACAAAAAGUGGAGAACCAUGUAGAGUACGCCGCUCGCUUUCUGUGUGUCCCUCUCCAUUCUCCACAGGGACCCGAUUUGUCACACCACAACUUGGUUUUCAAACGGAGCCAAACGGAAUAGUUUCGUACACAGCACUCUUGACAGCUGGUCCUUGUGGAGUGCCUACGGAUGGAUGGUUAAAUGACAUUCGCAAGCGAGCCUAUCGCCACUUAAUUGGAUUGAAUCGUCAGUAUCGCUGUCAGGUCCACUUCGAUCCAGCAGUGAUUCCAUACCGAGGUUUGUAUGUGCACGCUCUGGUAAUUAGUGGGCACUCGCAAUCUGAUCUCAUUCGAUGUCGAAACGCAUUACCAAGCUGCAUUGAAAGAUAUCUCAUCACACCGUACGCGCACCAUGGAACAAUGCUGAGGCAGGCGAGGUAGCCCGUCGGUUUGUAAACUGAACUCCCAGCUUUCAUAUACGCUCGUGAGGCUUCUCCCCAAAGGUGAAUAGCUCGCUUUCCAUCUUCCACUUUCGUCCGCAUACGUUAGGCUGCGCACACGCGAUGGCCUGCUAACAGUUUCCAAACAAGCGGUCUAAAAUUACCACCAGUAAUGAUGGUUUUGGCCAAGCCAAAUGUACUCUUUAUAGAAAGAGCUCAAUACUUUUCUUUCCGA
This is a messenger RNA of Dicrocoelium dendriticum, 1751 nucleotides long. The record is from the annotation of a GenBank genome assembly. Lineage: Eukaryota; Metazoa; Platyhelminthes; Trematoda; Plagiorchiida; Dicrocoeliidae.